Messenger RNA from Aspergillus neoniger CBS 115656, 1077 nucleotides. RefSeq lists its product as uncharacterized. Lineage: Eukaryota; Fungi; Ascomycota; Eurotiomycetes; Eurotiales; Aspergillaceae. The coding region runs from base 1 to 1077 and encodes 358 amino acids. The transcript has 2 exons. The record is from RefSeq and is a predicted model, not a curated record.
AUGGUCGCUCUCACCAUGACCCCUACCACCAUGCGGCAGCCAUUUGCCAGCUUGGACGCGCCACGCAUGCGCUCCUUGCUCAAGACUAGAAUGAACAUGAAGAACAAACAAGAUGGUGCCAUUCUUUCGGGAAAGAGACAGCCCCUGUCGGACGUGGACUCGGAGAAUAUCGACCCAACCACUUUCAAACAAUCCGCCAAACGCAAGCGUGGUGCCGACGAUGAUGACCUGGAACCUGCCAAGGAACCCUGCAAGCCAUUCAAAACCUCUCGCAUGGUUCUGACCACCGUCAAGUCGACCACUGUCACUCCUCGCAAGCCAACCACCACACCCACCAAACCAACCGUGUCUACUCCCAAGUCCGCUCCCAACCUUCGGCCAGCUGGACGUUCACCACCGCCCAAGUCUUGCAAGCCAUUCUCUCGCCGUUCUACUAUCGCGAAAAGCCGUCCCGAGUCCGUUAACCGGAAAUCCGUCCACCGCCCAUUCUCUCUUGCAACCGCUCUGUCUGGCGCAAAGGCAAAGACUCAGCCCAGCCCCAAAGCUCCUGCGUCCUGGUCAUUCGAUAUCCAUGUGGACACCGAACAGGAAGAGAUGACCAACCUCAUGCAACACUCCACCUGUGUCCUGGACAUCAGCGACCAGGAAGGGAAAGUUGAGACCUCUGGUCGAGGCAAGGAGAAUGUACCUCCGGCGGAACUCGGACUUGAUCUUCCCCGUUCUCGUCAGCAGGAGUCCCCUGCGGCUGCGGCGCGCAAGUCUGUCAUGCUGGAGGAGUCUCGUGAGCCGUUGGGUGACCUCAAUGCCGCUGACUACUACGGUGAUGACUGCCAUGCCUUCUCCUAUGCCGUUGUCUAUGAUGACGAGACCGACGAGAAUGCGAAGAAGGCCCCAUCAGUACCACGCUCCACCCCCAACUCGGCCCGCAGUAAGCUUUCCAACGUCUCCUCCGUCUCUUCCUUGCUUGAAGUAACUGCCCCUGCCAAGCCUACCGCGGACGCUGAGCUUGAAGCUGAGGCGGCAAUUGAGAUCUGGGAGAGCGAGAGUGCUGCGGAAGAAGCCGCCGAUACCAACUGA